Nannospalax galili (Upper Galilee mountains blind mole rat) is the source of this 1337-nucleotide messenger RNA. RefSeq names its product germinal center associated signaling and motility (gene Gcsam). NCBI's taxonomy places the organism in Eukaryota, Metazoa, Chordata, Mammalia, Rodentia, Spalacidae. Gene Ontology annotation, biological process: negative regulation of lymphocyte migration; regulation of B cell receptor signaling pathway. The transcript is spliced from 6 exons. The record is from RefSeq and is a predicted model, not a curated record. The coding region runs from base 33 to 590 and encodes 185 amino acids.
GACAGAAGGAAGGUGCUGAUAAGCUCAAGAGGAUGGGGAACUAUCUGCAGAGGACCGACGGUCGUAGGUGGCAGCUGGACAUUCACGAGACACCUCAUAAUCAGAGACUCCAAAAUGCCAAGCAGAGGACACGCAGGUACUUCAGGUGCUGGAGCUGUCACAUUGUUGAAGGGUGUUCCUGCUUUCCCUGGAAAAACAUAACCACAUUUAAAGCCAGGAAAGAUUCCCAGAAGCAAGAUGAAGGGAUGACUUCUGUCUCUAUCCAGGACAGUGCUAACCAGACCUACACAGAGGAGCUAUGCUACAUCUUUGUCAAUCACAAGGCCCUCAGGAGAAGGCCAUCCGGAAACUCUGCUGAGGGGCACUAUGAGAAUGUCUCCUGCAAAACUGAGAGGCCUGGGGAGUCUUUGAAAGGAACUGAGACUGAGUAUUCAGUUCUCCGUGUGCCUUCCACCCCUUGGUCCCCACCUUCCCCAGAAGAUGAAUAUGAGCUUCUGGUGCCUAUGCCUAGCAGAUUCUCCUCACAUGCUCCACAACAGCCACGGUCACUUACAGCCCCUUUUGAGACUCACUUUUCCUAUUUACGAUGAUGCGACUGGGCUAGAGUUUGUUUUGGACAGGCAGAUGAAAGUAAGGAUCAGGGGUAUCAGCUGGAGCAGGACUGGGGCGCACAGCUCCCUUACUUUUUUCUUUUAGAGUCUCAGCAGGACAGAUUGCAAACCACAAGGUCUUUUAGAGCCUGUCAAUAGCCCAUAUCCCCAAAUCAAUCAAUUAUCUUGAAUACCCUAUUUGAAAAUAAAUCUUUGCUUCUAAUUGGUAUUAAAAAUACUCUGUGGAAGGAAAGACUCCCUGAUCACUUACCCUGGGUGUAUCAUAAAAGGUUCUGCUCUUCCCUCUGAGUCCUUCUGAAUUUUCCCUAUGAUUGUACUGUGAAGUCCAAGGAAGCAUCAAGUGUCCCUGAGAGGGAGUUCACUCAUCACCCUGAACUCCCAGCUCAGCCCCACUGGCCAUGGGAGCCUGUGGAACUCUUACUCUAUGUCCCUAAGAUGUCAUUUACUCUGUCCUUUGACUCAUGGCCCCAUGACUUGGAAUUUCCAGUACCUCUAUUAAGAUCAUUUUAAUUACAUAUUUUUUAAUUUUGUAUUUCUCCUCAUAAUUUUUUUCUUUUUUGGAGGAGGGAAUUACUCCAUGCUAGACAAGUGAUCUACCACUAAGCUGUACCCCAAACCCCUCUAUACAUCUCAACAGGACAAUCAUAGUAUCAGAGACUGAUGUGGCAAAAAGACCUUUGGAGAUCCUUUAAUCCCACUAUCUCCUUUUUGCAACUGAGAGAAAAG